GCGAAGGAGCCUCUUUGCCUUCCUCACCCUCCUGCCAUCCUGCCUUUGGACGGACUAUCUUUUGGCUUUUUAUAUUAAUCCUUGGAGCAAGACUGCUUUAAAGAGACAGAAGCUGACAAGCUCUGUCCAGCUGGAUGACUUUGAAGCGUACCUCAAAGACAUGAGCAAAGACUCCGCCUACAAGUUUUCUCUGCAGUUUGAGGAGCUGAAGAGCGUAGGUCUGGAUCUUUCCCAUGAUGCAGCAGACCUGCCAAUCAACAGACCCAAGAACCGCUACACCAACAUCCUGCCAUAUGACUUCAGCAGAGUGAAGCUGAUCUAUUUACAUAACGACGAGGGAUCCGACUACAUCAACGCCAACUACAUACCAGGUUAUAAAUCCCCCAGAGAGUACAUCGCCACCCAGGGCCCUCUGCCUGAGACGAGGAACGACUUCUGGAACAUGGUCCUGCAGCAGAAGAGCCGCGUCAUUGUGAUGCUGACCCAGUGUAAUGAGAGACGCAGGGUGAAGUGUGACCACUACUGGCCGUUCACAGAUGAGCCGGUGGCCUACGGAGAGAUCAGUGUUGAGAUGUUGUCCGAGUCAGAGUCACCAGAAUGGACCAUACGGAACUUCAGACUGGGAUAUGCCGAUGAGUCUCAGGACGUCCUCCAUCUCAACUACACGUCCUGGCCUGACCACGGCGUCCCCACGGUUAACGCCAUCGAUAGCGUCCUGAAGUUCGUCCACAUCGUCCGCCAGCAAGCCAACCGCACCAAAGAACCCAUUGUGGUUCACUGCAGGUACGUACGGGGUCUACCAGGCUCAACCACAGGGGCCGUGCUGUCAAGCUGCUCGCUACCGACCCUCUCUCGGGUAGAAAACUGGGUGUAA
Salmo salar (Atlantic salmon) is the source of this 874-nucleotide messenger RNA. The record is from RefSeq and is a predicted model, not a curated record. Lineage: Eukaryota; Metazoa; Chordata; Actinopteri; Salmoniformes; Salmonidae.